CAGAGUCAGCUGGGCUCAGCUUCAAGGGGACCAGGGGGACCAUGGCCGGUGCAGAGUCCUCUCUGCUUACAACCCUAGGUCCCAGCCCAGAUCCUGGCGACAGCCAGGGAGAGCUGGACUGCAGUUUCAAUGAAGAGUUCAAGUUCAUCCUGCUGCCUGUGAGUUACACAGUCGUUUUCCUGUUGGGCCUGGGCCUCAACACCCUGACCCUCUGGCUCUUCCUCUUUCGCCUCCGACCCUGGGAUGCCACGGCCACCUACAUGUUCCACUUGGCCUUGUCAGACACUUUGUAUGUGCUGUCACUGCCCACCCUCAUCUACUAUUAUGCGGCCCGAAACCACUGGCCCUUUGGCACGGGGCUCUGCAAGUUCAUUCGCUUCCUCUUCUACUGGAACCUCUACUGCAGCGUCCUCUUCCUUACCUGCAUCAGCGUGCACCGCUACCUGGGGAUCUGCCACCCGCUUCGGGCCCUGCGCUGGGGCCGCCCGCGCUUUGCGGGCCUUCUCUGCCUGGCCGUUUGGUUGGUCGUAGCUGGCUGCCUUGCGCCCAACCUGUUCUUCGUCACCACCAGCCCCAAGAAGGACACCAUCCUGUGCCACGACACCACUCGGCCCGAGGAGUUUGACCACUACGUGCACUUCAGCUCAGCCGUCAUGGGGCUGCUGUUUGGCGUGCCCUGCCUGGUCACUCUCGUUUGCUAUGGGCUCAUGGCCCGGCGCCUGUAUCGGCCCUUGCCAGGGGCCGCCCAGUCAUCCUUGCGUCUGCGUUCUCUCCGCACCAUCGCUGUGGUGCUGACUGUCUUCGCUGUCUGCUUUGUGCCCUUCCACGUCACCCGCACCAUUUAUUACAUGUCAAGGCUGCUGGAAGUCGACUGCCAGGUGCUGAACGUUGUCAAUGUGGUCUACAAAGUGACUCGGCCUCUGGCCAGUGCCAACAGCUGCCUGGAUCCCGUGCUCUACCUGCUCACGGGGGACAAGUACCGCCGUCAGCUCUGGCAGCUGUGCAGGUGUGGGGAGCCUCAGCCCCCCACCACGGCCUCCACCCUGGCGCUGGUGUCCCUGGCUGAGGAAAGCAGAUGCAGGUGGACAUCCACCCGGAGGGACCGUGGCUUCCCUGCCCCUGGGGCAGAUAGAUUGUAG
Neogale vison (American mink) is the source of this 1139-nucleotide messenger RNA. RefSeq names its product pyrimidinergic receptor P2Y4 (gene P2RY4). The record is from RefSeq and is a predicted model, not a curated record. Gene Ontology annotation, cellular component: plasma membrane. The transcript has 2 exons. Gene Ontology annotation, biological process: transepithelial chloride transport; G protein-coupled receptor signaling pathway. Gene Ontology annotation, molecular function: G protein-coupled UTP receptor activity; G protein-coupled purinergic nucleotide receptor activity. NCBI's taxonomy places the organism in Eukaryota, Metazoa, Chordata, Mammalia, Carnivora, Mustelidae. The coding region runs from base 42 to 1139 and encodes 365 amino acids.